Molecule: messenger RNA, 2880 nt
Organism: Nanorana parkeri
Lineage: Eukaryota; Metazoa; Chordata; Amphibia; Anura; Dicroglossidae
Gene: ADAM22
Product: ADAM metallopeptidase domain 22
Exons: 30
Coding region: 217-2880 (887 amino acids)
Biological process (GO): proteolysis
Cellular component (GO): postsynaptic density membrane
Molecular function (GO): metalloendopeptidase activity
Source: RefSeq, a predicted model, not a curated record
GUGGCUGUGCAUGUGGAUGAGCAGACCUGGGAGGUGCUUGUGCUCUCACAUCCCCAUCUAACCACCCAAUGCAGUAAAAGCACAAGCACACACACUAAUGGAAACCUGGAGGACACAAUGCAGCGCUCAGUGUGACUGGCAGCAGGGAGACCCCAGCGGCACGAUGAGGACAUCGCUCUGAUCGCUCGUAGGCACAUGCCCGGAUAGGUACCAGCCAUGCAGACGGCAGGGUGCUGGGCUCCAUGGAUCUGCUGCGUGAUUGGAUGCGUCUAUGUGGUCCAUGGCAGUAUCCAGCCAGAUACCUGGGUGACGGAGAUGCACAGGAAGAAAGAAAACAGAUUCUCGGGGAGGGAAGACACGGUCCCCCUGCGUCUGAUCUUCAGCAGUGAGCAGGACAACCAGACUGGCCAGAGUUUACUCAGCACCCGGGUGAGGACGGACAGCUCCCAAGACAAGUCCACCCACAUUGCACAGGCCAGCUUUCAAAUCGAUGCCUUUGGAACUUCGUUCAUCUUGGAUGUUGAACUGAACCAUGACUUACUGUCUUCAAGCUAUGUGGAAAGACACAUAACAAACGAGGGAAACAUAGUGGAAGUCAAAGGCGGGGAGCAUUGCUACUACCAGGGACACAUCCGAGGGAAACCCAGGUCAUUCGUGGCCCUGUCAACGUGUCAUGGACUACAUGGGAUGUUCUGUGACGGGAAUCACACGUAUCUCAUCGAGCCCGGAGAGAACUACAACCCAAACGAGGAUUACCACUUACACUCUGUUUACAAAUCAAGAAUACUUGAAUUUCCCCUUGAUGAACUGCCGUCAGAAUUCUGGUCGUUGAAUGAGACAAUUGUGAAGCUUCCACAGACAAGGAGAUCUCGCAGGAAGAAGAGGCAAAGUAUUGAGCAGCUACCUGGCAAUGUCAUAGACGAGACAAAAUAUGUUGAGCUGAUGAUUGUGAAUGAUCACCUGAUGUAUAAAAAGCACCGUUUAUCUGUUGGCCAGACAAACAAUUACGCCAAGUCUGUUGUGAAUUAUGCAGAUGUGCUAUAUAAGGAGCAGCUGAACACGCGGAUCGUGCUGGUCGCCAUGGAAACCUGGGCCGAUAACAGUAGAAUUAGCAUUGAUGGAAAUCCUCUCAAGACGCUGAAAGAGUUUAUGAAAUACAGGAGGGAUUUUAUCAAAGACAAAAGUGAUGCUAUACAUCUCUUCUCGGGGAGUCAGUUUGAAAGCAGCAGGAGUGGAGCAGCAUACAUUGGUGGCGUGUGUUCACUUCUGAAAGGAGGCGGUGUGAACGAGUUUGGAAGGGUGGAUGUCCUGGCAAUCACAAUGGUACAAUCCUUGGCUUACAAUUUGGGCAUUUUUUCUGAUAAAGAGAAGAUGAGGAGAGGGGAAUGUACUUGCGAGGACAGGUGGCAUGGAUGUAUCAUGGAAGACACUGGAUACUAUCUUCCCAGCAAGUUUUCCAACUGUGACAUUGAUGAAUACCACAAGUUUCUGAAUAGCGGUGGAGGUGCCUGCUUGUUUAAUAAGCCCUCAAAGCUUUUGGAUCCUCCUGAGUGUGGCAAUGGCAUUGUGGAAGCUGGCGAAGAAUGUGACUGUGGGACCGUUGAGGAAUGUGCGAAAGAGGGAAACGAAUGUUGCAUGCAGUGUAAGUUAACAGAAGGCUCGGAGUGCAGUGAUGGGAUAUGUUGUACCACAUGCAAGCUGAAUCCUAAAGGAAUGUUGUGCCGGGAAGCAGUGAAUGACUGUGACAUCCCAGAGAUGUGUACAGGAAAUUCCAGCCAGUGUCCUCCAAAUAUACAUAAACUGGAUGGGUAUCCAUGUGAAGAAAAGGAGGGCCUUUGUUUUGUUGGGAGAUGUAAAACUAGAGACAGACAGUGCAAGUAUAUCUGGGGUGACAAAGUGGCAGCUGCAGACAGGUAUUGCUAUGAGAAGCUGAACAUCGAAGGCACUGAAAAAGGCAAUUGUGGGAAGACUAAAGACACCUACAUACAGUGCAGCAAACAGGAUGUCCUUUGUGGUUAUCUGUUAUGUACCGACACUUCGAGUGUGCCUAGGCUGGGUGACCUGGAAUCGAUUACAUCAGCCUCUCUCUUACAUCAAGGCAAACUUUUAAACUGCAGUGGUGGCUAUGUGAAACUGGAUGAGGAAAAUGAUCUGGGAUAUGUGGAAGAUGGCACUCCAUGUGGAGAGGGAAUGAUGUGCCUGGAUCACAGAUGUCUUCCUAUUGAUCCCUUCAAUUUCAGCUCAUGCAUGGGCAGCACAAACAAAAUUUGCUCUGGAAAUGGGAUCUGUAGCAACGAAGUGAAGUGUAUCUGUGACAAGUACUAUAUGGGGGAAGACUGCAGCGCGUUUUUUCCAUAUAAAAGCACAUCCAAGCCAGACGUAAUUCAUGAUGGCAUGGUUAGCACAAACAUAAUCAUAGGAGCAAUUACUGGUACCAUGCUAGUGUUGGUGUUGGUAUUAGGAAUUACAGUUUGGGGUUACAAAAACUAUCGGAGAGAAAGACAAAUACCCCAGGGAGAUUAUGUAAAAAAGACUGGAGAUGUCGACUCUUUUUAUAGCGACUUGCCUCCUGGAGUCAGCUCCAACUCAGCAUCUAGUUCUAAGAAGAGAUCGAAUGGUCUGUCUCACUCAUGGAGCGAGAGGAUACCCGACACCAAAAAUGUCUCCGAUGUCUGUGAAAAUGGACGACCGAGGAGCAAUUCUUGGCAAGGAAACAUAAGCAGCAGCAGGAAAAAGCUUCGGGGAAAGCGAUUCAGACCUCGCUCCAAUUCCACUGAGUAUUUUAACCCCUUCUACAAAAGAGAACAUUAUGUAGCUAUAUGGGUAGAAGAUGUGAAUAAAAACACAGAUGGACCAUACAUUAGGUAUUAUGUAAUGUGA